AUGGAUAAACUCACCGACAAGAUCGCGGCAUUGCCGCCAGAUGCAAAUUACUUCUCUCUAGAGUUCUUCCCACCGAAGACGCAGCAAGGUUUCUCAAAUCUCAAUGCCCGACUAUCACGCAUGGCGCAUAGUCUGCGCCCACUCUUCGUCAACGUUACUUGGAGUGCAGGAGGGAGCACAUCGGUCAAGUCACUGGCUUUGGCCGAGUUGACGCAGCGAGAGCUGGGACUAACGACAUGUCUUCAUCUGACGUGUACGAAUAUGUCCCGGGAGCUGAUCGAUGAGGCAUUGGAGCAAGCGAAAGUCCUAGGGGUACGCAAUAUUCUUGCCUUACGUGGCGAUCCUCCGCGAAGCGACGAGUACCGAGACGACAGUGUGCCAAAUGCAGAAGAGGAUGACUCGAACAAAGAUUUCACCUGGGCAGUGGAUCUGGUGCGAUACAUUCGCAAGCAGUACGGGAACUACUUCUGUGUAGGUGUUGCCGGGUAUCCUGAGGGUCACUCGGAUCAGUCGCAUCCAGAGCACCAAUCAGUCGAACAUGACCUGCCUUACCUUGUCGAGAAGACAAAGGCUGGAGCGGACUUUAUCAUGACGCAGCUGUUCUACGAUGUCGAUGCCUACGAUACAUACGAGAAAACUCUUCGUGAGCACAAGUCGGGAGUGUUAAAGACGAUUCCCAUCAUACCCGGUCUCAUGCCGAUACAAAGCUACCAGAUCUUGCGACGAACCACGAAGCUCAGCCAUGCUGCACUACCACAGGACAUCCUGAAGAAACUAGAGGCUGUGAAAGGCGACGAUGAGGCAGUAAAAAGAGUGGGUGUGGACAUACUAUGCGAGAUUGUCGACAGCAUGAAGAGCAAGGGCGGCAGCGGCCCACGAGGCUUCCACUUCUACACUCUCAACCUUGAGAAAGUUGUGGCUCAGAUACUCGAGAAGAGUCAGCUCAUACCUCCUUCGACUCCUGAUCAGGAGACGAGCGGCGAAGAUUCAGCAGUUGCGGAGGUGGAUUCGGACGAUUUCGUGGUGGUAGAUCCUGCUCAGAAGAGAGCGAAUCGUAGGAAGUCCUCAAUGGCAAAUUCGCAACCUCGAAAUCGUGUCAUUAUCUCGCACACACGUGCUUCAAGCACGAGCAGCAACCGCACCUCGCACGCAUAUGAGGCAUCGGAUCAGGACGCAGGCGUGCCAAAGGAGAAGAUCAACAGCCGAGCCAACACACUUGCUAUUUCUGAAGGUGAAGGCGCUUUGGGACGGGAGGCAACCUGGGACGACUUUCCCAAUGGUCGCUGGGGCGAUGCUCGUUCCCCAGCAUUCGGUGAGAUUGAUGGCUAUGGCGUGAGCUUACACCUCAGCGUUCCCGAGGCCAAACGACUCUGGGGAGAGCCGAACUGCAUUGAAGACAUCUCGAAGAGCUUCAGAAGACAUCUGGAAGGCGAUAUCGACUCGAUGCCAUGGUCGGAGGAAGCUUUGCAGCCAGAGACUCUCACUAUCAAGGAGCAGCUUCUUGCACUGAUCAACAAAGGCUGGUGGACUGUUGCCUCACAACCUGCUGUCAAUGGUAUACGUUCCACCGACCCCGUCUUCGGCUGGGGGCCAAAGAAUGGUUUCGUCUUCCAGAAGCCGUUUGUCGAGUUCUUCGUCCCCUCAAAUGAAUGGGAGAUUCUAAAGGGCAAGCUCGAUCAGCAUCCCCAGAUCACAUACUUCGCCGGCAACGCCAAGGGAGACUUCGUCAGUUCGGACGAGGACUCGGUGAAUCCUGUGACGUGGGGCACCUUCACUGGAAAGGAGAUCAUUACUCCCACAAUCAUCGAGGCCGUGUCGUUCAGGGCGUGGUCUGAGGAGGCGUUUGGCAUCUGGAGGGAAUGGCAGAGAGUGUACAAGGCAGGCUCGGAAGCGAGCAGGUUGCUUGAAACAAUAAGGAAGGACUAUUGGCUGGUCAGUGUGAUCCACCAUGGGUUCCUGGAGCCGGGCGCACUGUGGGACGAUCUUUUGUAA
This is a messenger RNA of Fulvia fulva, 1992 nucleotides long. Its product is annotated as Methylenetetrahydrofolate reductase 2. The transcript has a single exon. The record is from RefSeq and is a predicted model, not a curated record. Bases 1 to 1992 code for a protein of 663 amino acids. NCBI's taxonomy places the organism in Eukaryota, Fungi, Ascomycota, Dothideomycetes, Mycosphaerellales, Mycosphaerellaceae. Gene Ontology annotation, cellular component: cytosol. Gene Ontology annotation, biological process: tetrahydrofolate interconversion. Gene Ontology annotation, molecular function: methylenetetrahydrofolate reductase [NAD(P)H] activity; FAD binding.